CAUAAAUUGGCAUCCUUCUCAACUGUGGUUUGACGAUUGCUCCACUUUGGCCCCUUUUCUCCACUGGUUGGUAGCGUCAGGCCGAAGAAGCAAUAACUUGCUUGCUUGUUUGACUGCUCGAACGAAAAGUGGAAUUAACGAUGGGUAGGCUUUUCCUAACUUUCCUGGAAGGGAAUAUGUACGGAUGCAAGUACUGUCACACGCAUCUGGCUCUCGAGGAUGACAUUGUGUCUAAGUCAUUCCAAAGCAGUCAUGGGAACGCUUAUCUAUUUGAUAAAGUUGUGAAUAUUACUGUUGGUGAGAGAGAAGAUAGGAUGAUGACAACUGGAAUGCACACUGUUGUUGACAUAUUCUGUGUGGGUUGUGGCUCUCCUCUUGGUUGGAAAUAUGAGAUUGCACAGGAAAAGCUUCAGAAGUACAAGGAAGGAAAAUUCAUUCUGGAGAGGUAUAUGAUUUUGGGGCCAAAUGGGACGAACUAUUUGAGGAGUCCAGAUGCCGAGGUUGAUGGAAGUGAUGCCGAUGAAGAAUGAGAACUGUGAUUACUCUGCGAAUGAUAGUAAUAAUAAAAUGGUAAAUACCAAUUCUUCUCUAAUUGCACUUCUCUUCUAGCUACAGAAGUUACAAAAGAACAGGUGCGCGUAGUAGCUAGGCAGCUAUAAUUCUCAGGAUAUAGUGUCUUUUUUUUCUUUUGAGUUUAUAUCUUUUGUAGCAAUCAUUAACAAUAAAGUUUUCUCUAUCAAAGUUCUUGUUGAUUUGGAACCAUAAUUUCCAAACAUGGAUGGUUUGUCACUUUAUGGCCCUUCGUGCCACUCUUCUAAGGACUAUUGAAAUUUAUGAAAGUCUCAUUGCCAACUAGCAGUGGAGUCUUUUUGGCAGUACCCUAAAUCAAACACUGAGGAGGAUGAAAGAUAAAGGAACAAGAUAGUGAGACUAAGUUCUGGACAGAAAAUAGAUUAUAAUGAAAAUCUGGGACAUGUAAAACAUCAAGGAGUUCUGUUCAUCAAGGAGUUCUAUUCCAUUUUGUAAGAGAACAUUUCCUACAUGUAAAACACUUGCUUUCUGUCUUUUAGAUAUAGUAAUGGAGCAGGGUUUAAAGAUGGGUUUAUAUGAGGAAAAUUUGUUUAGAUUGAGAGUAAUAUGAUAGGAUGCUUCAUUAGUUGAUUUUGGAUUAACCUGAAAUAACUCCUAGUAGAACCACAUCUACAACUACCCAAUGUCACCAAGGCCAAGGUAAGAUAGGUUUCCCAAAAAUGGUCUGAAAUUAAAAAAUAAAAAUUACAUAUUACUCCCUUUAUCUUAAAAUGAUCUUCCGAGUCACUAUUCACAUGUUCUUUAUUAUCAAAUAUUACCCCGAUGGUCUUUCUUUGACGUGUAGCUUUCCACAACCAGUCUUUUUUAUGAUUUUUUGUCAUGUUGGGGUUAAUUUGAAGGAUAAAGGUAUAAUUUUACAAUGAUAAUAUAUCUUUCUUGUCAUAGACAAUUUCAGAGGUCGCUUCUGAUGCGUCGUUUGUAAAUUAUGGUCGCUUUCUACUACAAUUAUAGUCUAUAGAUAUAGUCUUUUGUUGAAAUCCUAUUUCACAGUCAUAGUCAUUAUUGUUGUGUUGUCCAUCUAACAGACAUCAGAAUACGUCACUGAACAUAAGGUUGAUGUCAAAUUUAGUCCUUAAAUUAAUAUCAAAAUGACAGAAGAUCAAAAAAAUAUAUUUGCAAAAAAGUGCCCAUAAAAGAAAGACCACGGAGGUAAUAUUUGAUAAUAGAGAACUAAAUAGGGAUAACAUCUUGUUAUCAAGGACCAAUUAUAGAAUUUACUCUUUUUAUUUUUUAAUUUUACACCUAUAAUCAAGUAGAUUGAAUUGAAAAUAAUUUUAGUCAAACCUCGUAGAUCGAAUUGAGAAGAUCAUUUUAUGACGGCGGGAGCAAUAAACUUGUAAUUAAAAAAUGUUUCAGAAUGAACACUACAUUGAGCAGAGCAGGCUUGGAAUGAAUAUUACAUUAUUUUAGAAUUAAUACUAUAUUGUUUGUAAACAAGUACGGAGUAUUAUAAUUCUAUGGAUAAAUGUAUGAAAUUGAACACAACGUUAGUAUGUUGCUUCACAACGCAUAUUAUGCUAAUUCAAAAUAGAAUUUACUUAAAUAGUACUAAAACAUAAUGACUUUCCCUAAAUAGCAUCACAUGUAUUUUUUUCCUAAUGUUGCAUUUUUAGUCAUUAUCCAUUAUUCGAGUAAAUGUUGGCCAUCACUGGACAUUAUGGACAUUAUUAAGUACUAUGUAGAGAAUAAAACAAUUUAAGUGCUAUUUAAGUAAAUGACUUAAAUUUUAGUGCUAUUUAGUACAAAUAUUUCUUUGUUAAGUGUACCUGGCUCUAGGUACACCCGAAUGUACAAUAUAGGCUCCCUCGGAAA
Messenger RNA from Cuscuta campestris, 2403 nucleotides. NCBI's taxonomy places the organism in Eukaryota, Viridiplantae, Streptophyta, Magnoliopsida, Solanales, Convolvulaceae. The record is from the annotation of a GenBank genome assembly.